This is a messenger RNA of Miscanthus lutarioriparius, 528 nucleotides long. NCBI's taxonomy places the organism in Eukaryota, Viridiplantae, Streptophyta, Magnoliopsida, Poales, Poaceae. The record is from the annotation of a GenBank genome assembly.
AUGCUACUUAUCCCGGCCAGCUGCUGGCUCCCCGCUAGCAGUGCAUGCAGCCGAUCGAUCGCCGUCUCUGAUGCAUGGGAACUGCGGAUGCAGGGCUGCGACGCGUCGAUCAUGAUCGUGAACUCGAACGGCGACGACGAGUGGCGGAACACCGCCAACCAGUCGCUCAAGCCGGAUGGGUUCCAGGCCAUUCUGAGCGCCAAGGCCGCCGUGGACAGCAACCAGCAGUGCCAAUACAAGGUGUCGUGCGCGGACAUCAUGGCCCUCGCCGCCAGAGAAGCCGUCUACCUGAGUGGCGGGCCGUACUACCAGGUGGAGCUCGGCCGGUUCGACGGCAGGGUGUCGACCAGGGACAGCGUCCGGCUGCCGGGUGUCAACUUCACCCUGGACCAGCUCAACGCCUUCUUCUCCGGCCUCGGCUUCUCCCAGGCUGAAACGAUCGCCCUCUUAGGUAAACGGCACCGCCUGCUGCUCAUCCAUCAUCUCACCGGCCUUGCAAUAGUUGUCAGGCUCACCCUGACGGCCUGA